GUUGCGUUGACGCGUAGUCACCUGAGCUCAAACUAGAACCUUCUGUAGGCCGAGGACUUCUCGUCAGCCUCGCCCCGCCACAGUACACAUAUUCAAAGCAUCUCUGUUCCCUGAGCUAGUCGAGCUGCGUGUUGCUCAGCAACAUCAUGGCCACUCCUUCUGCCGUAUUGACCGACUUGUCGGCGCAUCUACAGGCUGUUGAGAGCGAUCCAACGACCCAGCUGGACACGGAACUACUAGAGCAGUGCGAGCUCUUCACAAGCACACCCGAGUACCGGAGUCAAACGUGGAAGGAGACACGGCCGCUGUUCCUGCAGAUCGCUGCCUUGUUGCCGCAGCUUCAGCAAGCUCCAUCACCUCUUGUACACUUCAUCAUCAAGCUUGCAACGCCCUAUCGGUUCGAAGACAUCAAAGAUGUAGACUUUGAGAUUGCGCUUGACUUACAAGCCACGCCGUUCCAUGCGCUGGUCCUGUCAUUGCUGGACAAGGCUACAGCGAGUAGUGCUGAUACACAAGCGCUUGCAAACCGCCCUGGAGUCGUGGCGUCUAUUGUUCGUUUAUGGCUUUGCACACAAGACACAGGGGUAGCGACCCAAGCAGAAGAUUUGCUUGUCUCUCUACUGAAAGCAUCCAAAAAUGAGCCGCUUUCAAUUGGUGGAGAAGACACGACACACACCUAUGGUACUGGCCCAAUGUGGCGGCGACUGUUCAACGACCAGGAUACUCGGUCUCUGUACUACUACCAUACAUCACUCAGGAAACUGGCAUCACCACCUCUGCCUGUCUUGAGCAAGCGAGACAAGACUAUAGCGCAAGCACGACUGCUAUCAUGGCUACCGCGGGUCGGCUCCAUGCACUGGGAUAGUCUGGUUGCCUCACAUACUGUAGACGUGGAACGUGAGGUUGGGUUAGGCAACAACCAAGGCCUUCUUCAUUACGCCACAACAAAAAUGGUGGAUACCGAAGACGACAUGCUCAUGUACAUGACCCUCAUCAACUUUUUCAGUGUGUUGAUCACUACGGUCAAGACAACGCCGCAUCUCACACACUACGAUUCGAGUCUUUCUCUAGAUUUCCUCCAAGAGCAAGGUAUCCACAAGCAACUCAUCGACUUUCACAUCACAGACAACCCUGGCGUAGAGCAUUCGUUUCUAAGCGGCCGGACAGCGAAGUAUAUUAGCGACUAUGCGUUCAACUAUCCAGAGAACUUCGAGAAGCGCCCAGAGAUGCCAACAAUACGGGAUUAUGUACAACGCAACAUCCGAAAGUGCGAAGCCUCGACACUGAACAUCAUCGCAUCUAUGCCACGAUCAACGCUGAUACCUCGGCGGGGCUCAAGUCUUGCCUGGGACGAUUGUGUCAUACUCGACAUGCCGAUCACCAGAACAAAUCAAGACGCACUGAAGACGCUGGCGACGAUCUUCCACGGGCCGCCUAAGGAGGAAAUCACAUUCCCACAAGUCGAGACGCUAGGAUCAGACGCCAAGCGCACACAGAUUGAAUCCGCAUAUGCCCGCCUCUUAACUGCACUGUUCGUAAGCAAGAAGCCGAACACAUUCUCGGACAUCAUCAGCCAUGCCGAGACUGUUGCAAUGAAGGAGAAUGCUCUCGCGGCUCUUACUCUGCUGCGCGCUCUCAUCACUGCAUCCUGGUCGUCCGAAGCCAUACCGGGCAUCCCUGCGAACGACCCUACAUACGCUCGGCUCGGCAACUUUCCCAAGUCCGGUAUCGACCUCCUCCUCGAUCCGAGCAUCAGUGGCGGCGUGCUACCAGCGCUGUUAAAGCCUGCUACAUCAUUCUCGAAUCUCGUCGGGGGACGAGGCGAUGCAGAGAAUGCAGCGUAUCAAGUUGCAAUGGCGAAGUUCGAUGUGCUGAGGGCGCUGGGGCGUCAGCUGGAAGAGGACGGUGGACGCGACGUCGUCCUGUCUAUGGUGAAGAGGAGGAUCAACGAGGGGCCAUGGGGUGUUGGCGGCAAUGCUGGAAGCAGGAUUGGCACGCUGGAGCUCUAAAUGUAACGACUGCGUACGAACGUUGCAUCGACGCUCAAAGUUCAGAAUUGUUACCCAGUUCAACGACGACGACUACAAGUGUCCAAAAGAAUGAAGGACUCGAUUGCUUUCUCCAUCACCAUAAUCUAGUCCCAACGCCAGAGCAACGCCAGAACAAUGUCCGAGCAACGCCUCUAUAAACAACGCUAACAACUAAGGUGACACGCUAUGUUUCUCCAUGUGCCUAAGCAGAUUGUCCCUCCGUGUGAAAGAGUUGCCACAACCAGGUUCUAAACACUCGAUCAUGCGG
Macroventuria anomochaeta is the source of this 2298-nucleotide messenger RNA. RefSeq lists its product as uncharacterized. NCBI's taxonomy places the organism in Eukaryota, Fungi, Ascomycota, Dothideomycetes, Pleosporales, Didymellaceae. Bases 147 to 2009 code for a protein of 620 amino acids. The transcript is spliced from 3 exons. The record is from RefSeq and is a predicted model, not a curated record.